AAGGCCAGACGGGGUGAAAGACGAGUCCUCCCAGGCCCUGUGCCACUGCCAGCCGCCAGUGUCACCCUCCCGUCAUGGUGAGCCGUCGGUGGUCCGUCUCUUCCGCUGCUUCUUAAAUCCGUCGCUUCCUCACCAUGGAGCUCGAAAAGUGGCCCAUUUUCAGCCUCCUUAAGCCGGAGUUUGUGGAGAAGAUGAAGCUUGCCUGCGUGUUUGGAAGCAUAGGAAACGAGGCUAUCAUAGUGACCAAGGAUGAUGAUGUUUACGCCAUGGGGUUCAAUGGUGCUGGUUGCCUUGGAGUUGGGGACCAGAACAGCACCAUGGAGCCUCGGAAAAUUGAACCCCUCUGCCAAAAAAAAGUGAAAGGUAUUGCAUAUGGCAGUGGUCCUCAUGUGUUGGCCUAUACAGAGAGUGGAGAGUUAUAUUCCUGGGGCCACAAUGGGUACUGUCAACUAGGUAAUGGAUCCACCAAUCAGGGACUCACACCUUAUCUGGUCACCACACACCUGCAUAACAAGCGGGUGACAAGGAUCGCUGCUGGGUCACACCAUUCACUUGCAUUGACGGAAGAGGGAGAGGUGCUGGCUUGGGGUCAAAACAAUUAUGGACAAGUUGGAUCAGGAACAACAACAAAUCAGCCAACCCCUCGACGAGUUAUCGGAAACAUAGGUGGGAGGCAAGUUGUUGACAUAGCCUGUGGCCAGACAUCCUCCAUGGCAGUCAUGGAUAAUGGAGAAGUAUAUGGUUGGGGGUUGAACAGCAGUGGGCAGCUUGGUCUUGGGAACAAUGUGAACCAACAGAGCCCAAGUAGAGUGACAGCUCUCCAGGGUGUGAUCACAAAGAUUGUUUGUGGAUAUUCCCAUACACUUGCAUUAAGUGACGAGGGCAACUUGUGGGCUUGGGGUGCCAAUAGCUAUGGACAGCUGGGCACAGGAAACAAAGCUAACCAGUGUGUUCCAGUCAGAGUAGCACAGGAACUUGGACGUAUUGUUGAUAUUGCUUCCUCACACUGCUGUCACUUAUCAGCUGCAAUGACUCAGAACUCAAAAAUAUAUUUCUGGGGACAUUGUAAAGGUCAGAGUGUAGUAGCUCCCAUGGAGACAGGAUUUAGCAGUUUGCACGAAGUAUUUGCCCUUUGGGCAUCUCCAAGUGUAACUUAUGAACCAAUCAAUGUCUCAGGCUUCACACGAUCUUCCUUAGCCCAAGCAAUGUCAGUUGCUUUGGAUGAUGAGGAGACGGCUGAUGUUGUGUUUGUGGUUGAUGACCGUAGAAUUAGAGCCCAUCGAGCAGUUCUCAAGAUAAGGUGUCAAUACUUCCGUAGUAUGUUUCAAGAACACUGGAAAGAAAAUAAUUUAGAAGAAGUGGAAGUGAAGGAUUAUUCCUUUGUUGUGUUUCGAGCAUUCCUUCAGUACAUUUACACUGAUACUGUUGUUGUUUCACCGGAGGAUGCCAUUGGUUUAUUAGAUUUGGCCAAUGCAUACUGUGAAGAGGCCCUGAAACGCCACUGUGAACGUAUAAUUCGACAUGGUAUAACCACAGAAAAUGCUGCAAUGCUCUAUGCUGUUGCCAUUAAAUAUGAAGCAACAGAGUUAGAGGAAUUCUGCUUCCGAUUUGCUCUGAAUCACAUGACAGAAGUUGCACAAACAGAAGCAUUCAUGGCACUAGAUGAGUUGACAGUUAAGAACUUCAUCCAACGAGCAGCACAGCAUGGAGCCUUCAAGUACUGAUAUUCUAGCUACUUGUUGAUGAGAAUCUCACAACAGCAGCAGCAGCCCAGGCACGGCCAACACUCUUAAUGUCACAGUCAGGGUGUUGUGAGUGGCAAGGCAAAGGGGUCAGUGGUGGUCUGAUACGGGCAGUGGUGACAAGAGAGAUAAUAUCAUCAGCAUUCAUCUUGGGGACAGCCAAUCAUCAGUGAUGUCUGAGAUGUGUGAUAUGUUUUAAGAAAUUUUUUUAAAUUUACAGUUUCAGAUGCUCCAAUGCAGAACAAAUAAGAAAAGAAAAGAAAAA
Scylla paramamosain (green mud crab) is the source of this 2007-nucleotide messenger RNA. Its product is annotated as RCC1 and BTB domain-containing protein 1-like. The record is from RefSeq and is a predicted model, not a curated record. Gene Ontology annotation, molecular function: protein binding. Lineage: Eukaryota; Metazoa; Arthropoda; Malacostraca; Decapoda; Portunidae. The transcript is spliced from 11 exons. The coding region runs from base 135 to 1724 and encodes 529 amino acids.